GCAAGUUGUGCACCUUUCCUUGCCGCAGCAAGCAGUCAGUUCGUCGUCGUUUGCCUUUCGUUGUGCACAUGCCCGUUUUCGUCGCUCGCCAUUUGUAUGUCGUGUAUUCGCCGUCGCCUUUAACAAAGCGGUUUUCUCACAUUCGUGUUUGGUAGCAGGAAAAUUGUGUACUUAACGGCAAAUAGUUGUGAAAGAAACCAACUGAAGAGUAGUAGUCGAACGCGUUUUCAAGAAGCGUGCACCCAGGGACGAAGAUAAUAUGUUAAACACAACAAUAAAAACAAACACAACAGUGGCAAGACAGUUCAAAAAUAACUAAACUAAAUUAACAAAAAUUCAAAGCAAAAAAUAAAUAAAUAAAUAACGAAGUGCAACAACAAAAUACAUAUAGUUUUAAAUUCCACCACAUAAAGUCGUCUUAAUACAUUUUUACUAAAUAAAAAUAUGUGCCGAUGCUUAGAGAAACAAGUGCUGCAUUAGUGUUAUUUUAAAUAUCGGAAAAGAAAACAGAAAAAACUCCCUUUUCGGCAGUCGCUUAUAGCGUUAAAUAGCCAAAAUUAAUUUUUCUCACCCAUCAUACGCCCAGGCUGCCAAAAUGCUUGUUGGCUCACAUCCGUAUCUGUGCAAUGGCGUACUGCCGUCUACGGUGCCCAAUGCGGCUGCUGCUGCUGCCGCCGCCGCCGCUGCGGCUGCCGCGGCUGUUGCAAAUUCGAAUGGCAACAAUCCAAAUCAGACUCAAACAAUGGCGGGUAGUAAAAAUGCCGCCGGCUCAGCGACAGAUUUCUCAAUAGCUGCGAUAAUGGCCAGGGAAGAUGCCUCCAGCCGGGAGUCCUCCAUACGCAGUGCAAGUCCCAUCUCCGUGGAAGAUGAAGUGGAUGUUGAUGUGGUUGAUUGCAGCGAUUCAGAAGAACCACCACCGGCCAAGGUGCGCCGCCUACAUCACAACAAUAGUCACCAUCAUGGCCACAGCCACAGUCACAGCAAUAACAACAACAACAACAACAACAAUAGUAAUAGUCAUAAUCACAAUAAUAGCAGCUCAUCGCAGAAUCAUCUGAAUAGCAGUACAACCAGCAGUCAGGGUCGUUCCACACCUCCCCAAUCGCCCGGCACCGACACGGAGGAACGUCUCACACCCGAGCCGCCUCAGAAGACGCCGAAAAUUGUGGGCUCCUGCAAUUGUGAUGAACUGAAGCCGGUGCAAUGUCAUUUGGAGACAAAAGAAUUGUGGGAUCGCUUUCAUGAGCUGGGCACCGAGAUGAUUAUCACCAAAACCGGCAGAUGCCUCUGUCGUCCCAUCUCCGUGGAAGAUGAAGUGGAUGUUGAUGUGGUUGAUUGCAGCGAUUCAGAAGAACCACCACCGGCCAAGGUGCGCCGCCUACAUCACAACAAUAGUCACCAUCAUGGCCACAGCCACAGUCACAGCAAUAACAACAACAACAACAACAACAACAAUAGUAAUAGUCAUAACCACAAUAAUAGCAGCUCAUCGCAGAAUCAUCUGAAUAGCAGUACAACCAGCAGUCAGGGUCGUUCUACACCUCCCCAAUCGCCCGGCACCGACACGGAGGAACGUCUCACACCCGAGCCGCCGCAGAAGACGCCGAAAAUUGUGGGCUCCUGCAAUUGUGAUGAACUGAAGCCGGUGCAAUGUCAUUUGGAGACAAAAGAAUUGUGGGAUCGCUUUCAUGAGCUGGGCACCGAGAUGAUUAUCACCAAAACCGGCAGCAUAGAAAUUCAACGCAGAAUCACUAUUGCCAACAAGUGA
This is a messenger RNA of Rhagoletis pomonella (apple maggot), 1768 nucleotides long. RefSeq names its product T-box protein H15-like. The transcript has 5 exons. NCBI's taxonomy places the organism in Eukaryota, Metazoa, Arthropoda, Insecta, Diptera, Tephritidae. Gene Ontology annotation, biological process: cell fate specification; regulation of transcription by RNA polymerase II; heart development. Gene Ontology annotation, molecular function: RNA polymerase II cis-regulatory region sequence-specific DNA binding; DNA-binding transcription factor activity, RNA polymerase II-specific. Gene Ontology annotation, cellular component: nucleus. The coding region runs from base 596 to 1768 and encodes 390 amino acids. The record is from RefSeq and is a predicted model, not a curated record.